AUGCACACUUGUGAAGAGGUUGGCAUUGCUGCCGAGACUGCACAGGAUCUUGAAGCAUCCUUCGCGUGGGCACCUCCACUCUCGACCGAACCUCGCGAUGCAGAUGACUUGCUUGCUGGUCCAGAGAUGAAAAGGACUGAAGAAGUUCACAACGUUAAUGAAGUUGAAGUGCUCGAGGGAAAUGCUUUUGAUUUUGACGAGUUGGAUCGGGUCGAACAAGGAAUAAUACCACAGGCUAUUCUAGAUGAGGUUGAGGUGGUUAAUUACAAUGGCGAGGGUGGCGGAUG
This is a messenger RNA of Suillus subalutaceus, 287 nucleotides long. RefSeq lists its product as uncharacterized. NCBI's taxonomy places the organism in Eukaryota, Fungi, Basidiomycota, Agaricomycetes, Boletales, Suillaceae. The annotation marks the transcript as partial. The record is from RefSeq and is a predicted model, not a curated record. The transcript has 2 exons.